AUUCUACUUCCGUUCUAAAAUUUAACCGGAAGUGGUUUAUGUUGGCUGUGCCAGUGUUGUGCUAUUUAUCACCACUCCAUCCAUAACUUAUCCAUGGCAAACAUAGCAAUUCAACGAAUUCAAAGAGAAUUCAAAGAAGUUGUUAAAAGUGAAGAGGUAGCCAAAUGCAGUAUUAAAGUGGAGCUAAUAAACGACUCGUAUACAGAGCUGAAGGGAGAGAUAGCUGGCCCCCCAGAUACACCAUACGAAGGCGGCACAUUUAUACUGGAAAUAAAAAUACCAGAAACUUAUCCAUUUAAUCCCCCAAAGGUAAAAUUCAUCACCAGAAUUUGGCAUCCUAACAUCAGUUCAGUGACGGGAGCAAUUUGUCUUGAUAUUUUAAAAGAUCAGUGGGCGGCGGCCAUGACUUUGCGGACAGUGUUACUUUCCCUCCAGGCGUUACUGUCAGCAGCCGAGCCUGAUGACCCACAGGACGCGGUGGUGGCCAGACAGUACAAAGAAAAUAAUGAAAUCUUUAAAAGGACUGCUUCACACUGGACAAAUAAAUAUGCAGGAGGUCCAAAUAAAGAUGAACAGUAUGAAGAUCGUGUAAAACAAAUACAAAGCAUGGGAUUUGAUGAACAUAAAGCUAGAGUUUCCUUGUCAACUUACAAUUGGGAUAUUGGGCGUGCAACGGAAAAUCUGCUAAGCUAAAGACUGUGUUGAUUAUAGACUGCUUAAUGAGUUUAGUAUAUAUGUAAUAGUAUACAGGAGGCACCCAUCACUGUGGACUCACCGCCAUUAACCUGGGGUGGCCAUAGUGGCCCUUCCUGUGUGUCAUGUGUAAGCAAGGGAAAGGAAAAUGUGUUUUAAUUGAAAGCUGUGAUGAGUGGAACGAUUGCAAUUGAAAGAUACCGUCUGAGCUUUUUUUGUUACUUUUUUUAAUAAACAAAAAGCCAUACACCACAAAGAUUAUAUAAAAAAAAUUCUACAAUGAUCAACAUUGAAAGCAAAUGAUUGUUGACAAAUGAAAUGUGUGUUUAAUUUUGUAUCGACAGAAUGUUAUAGGUAUUAACGGUAUUAUUUAUGACUAUAUUAAGACUGAUUUCACCACCAACUUUAUUUCGGAGUUUGCUCAAAUAAACCAGGUGAGCGAACAGGCCCUCUGGGCCUCUUGUUGUUGUCCAUCAAGGAAUUGCGAAUUAAGAGUUUCACGAAAAAUAAAUUAUUAUCUUUUAAAUAGAUUAUUACAGAAAAUGUUGUUGUUGUUAAAAUCCUGUCUAUUCACUUACAUCAAUGAAGAAUGGGUAGUUUGGGUAAAGGCCAUGUGGGACCGUUUUUCAUGGGUUUUUUUGGGGUUUUUUUUGUAGACUUUCAUUAUUUUAUUUUUAAUAAGUGAAAGUAUGAAGAGGUAAUGGUUCAUUAAUAUCCAGAAGUCGACAAAUCACUUUAUAUUAAAGAUGCAUCAAAUCAUUGAUCUCAAAUUGAUAGUUAACUAAAUUAUGUUGGUCUAUUGAUAGUUAACUAGAGUAUGUCGGUCUAUUGAUAGUUAACUAGAGUAUGUCGGUCUAUUGAUAGUUAACUAGAGUAUGUCGGUCUAUUGAUAGUUAACUAGAGUAUGUCGGUCUAUUGAUAGUUAACUAGAGUAUGUCGGUCUAUGGAUAGUUAACUAGAGUAUGUCGGUCUAUUGAUAGUUAACUAGAGUAUGUCGGUCUAUAGAUAGUUAACUAGAGUAUGUCGGUCUAUUGAUAGUUAACUAGAGUAUGUCGGUCUAUGGAUAGUUAACUAGAGUAUGUCGGUCUAUUGAUAGUUAACUAGACUAUGUCGGUCUAUUGAUAGUUAACUAGAGUUUGUCUGUCUAUUGAUAGUUAACUAGAGUAUGUCGGUCUAUUGAUAGUUAACUAGAGUAUGUCGGUCUAUUGAUAGUUAACUAGAGUAUGUCGGUCUAUAGAUAGUUAACUAGAGUAUGUCGGUCUAUAGAUAGUUAACUAGAGUAUGUCGGUCUAUUGAUAGUUAACUAGAGUAUGUCGGUCUAUAGAUAGUUAACUAGAGUAUGUCGGUCUAUAGAUAGUUAACUAGAGUAUGUCGGUCUAUUGAUAGUUAACUAGAGUAUGUCGGUCUAUAGAUAGUUAACUAGAGUUUGUCUGUCUAUAGAUAGUUAACUAGAGUAUGUCGGUCUAUUGAUAGUUAACUAGAGGAUGUCGGUCUAUUGAUAGUUAACUAGAGUAUGUCGGUCUAUAGAUAGUUAACUAGAGUAUGUCGGUCUAUAGAUAGUUAACUAGAGUAUGUCGGUCUAUUGAUAGUUAACUAGAGUAUGUCGGUCUAUAGAUAGUUAACUAGAGUAUGUCGGUCUAUAGAUAGUUAACUAGAGUAUGUCUGUCUAUUGAUAGUUAACUAGAGUAUGUCGGUCUAUAGAUAGUUAACUAGAGUAUGUCGGUCUAUAGAUAGUUAACUAGAGUAUGUCGGUCUAUAGAUAGUUAACUAGAGUAUGUCGGUCUAUUGAUAGUUAACUAGAGUAUGUCGGUCUAUAGAUAGUUAACUAGAGUAUGUCGGUCUAUUGAUAGUUAACUAGAGUAUGUCGGUCUAUAGAUAGUUAACUAGAGUAUGUCGGUCUAUAGAUAGUUAACUAGAGUAUGUCGGUCUAUAGAUAGUUAACUAGAGUAUGUCGGUCUAUAGAUAGUUAACUAGAGUAUGUCGGUCUAUAGAUAGUUAACUAGAGUAUGUCGGUCUAUAGAUAGUUAACUAGAGUAUGUCGGUCUAUAGAUAGUUAACUAGAGUAUUGUCGGUCUUAUUUAAAUGAAAAGACCUAGCCUACUCUGAUAUAGUGGUAAUCAACUUAGUAUCUACAUAAAUGAUCUAGAACAAAGUCACAUCAGGUGAGCGACACGGACCCAUUGGGACUCUUAUUGGUUAAGGAAUGCUAUCUUUUGAAAGUCUGCUAAUGAUUGUUUUAAUUUAUUGUUACAACACAGUAGACAUCUAUGAUACAGGAGUACAACAAGGAUCUGAGAUUGAUGAUUAUAGAAGCCAGUGUAUGGGGACAGGUAUGGUUUGGUGAGAAUUACACGUUUGGAGGGAAAAGAAACUAUUUCACUUCGUGCUACAUUGUUUGUCAAACUGAUUGUCUGUCUUAAUGAAAUACAAUCAGUAAAGGUAUGUACCUGGGGUAUACGAUGUAGGUAAUUAUUACGAUCUGAUCACGCUAUUAAGUGAUAACAUUUGAUGAAGCCAUUCUGUAGAGACUCCCCGGUUAACCCCCACCCACCUAGCCAAACACCCAGUACAACGGAACCUUGUAAGUCUGGUGCCAGAUAAAAGUCUAAAAAGAAAUAAUAUCCCUUUGUGAAAACAUUUGAUAGAGGAACAGCCUCCAGCUGAAAAUACUCCAGUUAUUCACCAGACAUGUCCAUGAGUAUGAGCCAGUUACAUGUUGAUGUGUACAGACUUAUUUUGUACAUGUCAAUGUGUACAGACUUAUUUUGUACAUGUCGAUGUGUACAGAUUUAUUUUGUACAUAUCGAUGUGUACAGACUUAUUUUGUACAUGUCGAUGUGUAGACUUAUUUUGUACAUGUCGUGUACAGACUUAUUUUGUACAUAUCGAUGUGUACAGACUUAUUUUGUACAUGUCAUUGUGUACAGACUUAUUUUGUACAUGUCGAUGUGUACAGACUUAUUUUGUACAUGUAUCGCUGAUCAAGGUUUAUAUAUAAUAAGUAGACAAAUAAUAGCACAACUGUUAUAGGCAUUUCAUCUGCAUUAUUAUCUUACUUUCAAAUUCAAAAUAAAAGUCAAACACUGUACAGUUUGUUAUAGAGUUUAGACCGCCCUCAAUUCAGUAUACCCCAUUGUAACAGAUCGGAGACGGGGCCUUUUUAUCCUCCGUAUGUUGUUUUGUUUCUUCAUACUGUCACAUCACAGGACACAGUUGGCUAAGUCUGCUAUGCAUAAAUGUAUUGUAAAUUCAGUUAUUGUGACUUAUUUCUAGUCCACAAAUUUUGAUGAGCGAAAAGAAGAAUUUGGCCAACUGUUAAUUGAUAAUAACACAGAGUUAACAACAGCUGAUAAUCUCUUCAAUAUGUGUAGCUGUGAUAGACAUUGGGAGUUGUGUGCUAAAAUUCAAAAUUCACCGGAGUUUGUCCUUGUGAGAAGUACUGGGUAGCUUUAUAAGUUACCUCCCUUUAUAACAUGUGUUAUCUGUAGUAUGUAUGUUCUAAUGGCUCACCUGAAGGAAUUAAAUUUGUCCAAAAUUUCUAUUGAAAAAUGUAAUCAUAAUCUAAUUUUUUUAAAUGUAUUAAAACAUUCAACUCUCAAAAAAGAUGUCAGUCAAUUGUCGAUUGGUAUACAAAUACAUGUAUCUGUCUUCCAUACAAUAAACAACAAUUUAAUCUUUGCUUAUAGCUAACCAUCAGAUACAGGUGACAUAUACAGCAGGGUAGAAUUAACAAAGUUGUGGAGUAAAUGUUUUAGACAUGUGUACUAAAUUAUAUAUAGACAAAUUGGAGGAGUUGUACAUAAUGUAGUAAUUGUGAUUAGAACCAGUGAAAUUUAUGUCUGGUUUUUAUCACAUUUGAUUGUAUCUGUAUGUGUGAUCAGUGAUAAUAGCUAUUAUGUUAAGUUUGAUGAAGACAGUGAGGAUUAUUAUUGAGGAUUUCACUUUUUAUCAGGAUAUCAGGCUUUACUAACAAAAUUAUAAAACUUUUGUGUAAUAUAUUCAAAGCUUCAAUCCAACAGAUGGAUUUCACUUUUUAUUUUUGAACAAAGUAAGAUUGUGAACAUAUUGUAAAUGGUUGGUCAGAAUAUCACCUGUGACCUACAUUUCUGGGGUCACUUUUUAUACAACCCUGAAAAUAAUGUUCACAGACACCAUGUCCAAUUGCCAAUAAAAAUUCCAAAAUGAUCAUAAAAAGUUGAAUUCUUAUCUUUGAAUACUGCAAUCAUUUGGUUAUGAGUAAGAAAUAGUUGCUGUCAUAUUCGAAGCAAGUUCUCAUGACCUGACCGGAGGACUUCAUCUUACUUGUUCACUAAUACACGUGCAACCUCAUCAUUGUCAUCCAUCAUUCAUUGACAUUUUCACAUUUUCUACUUCUUCUCAAAUACUCCUGAACCAGUUUUUUUUACGGAAACCUUCCUGGCCUAAAUGUCAGCUAAAAUUGUAAAUUACAUGGUCCUAUCAUCCAGGGGCGGUGCAAAAAGGUUCAAAACGACUGAAAUUUCAAAAAUUAUCUUCUCAAGACCCAGAUGGGGUAAAUAUAAUACUUAGUUUAAAGUACUAAAUCAAAAUAGUGUAAUUCCUGGUCCCCUUAGUUUCCUCUUUCUCCAUGAGAAGGGCAUUGACUUAACUAUUCUCCAUGUAGGAAUUUUUUAGAAUCACACAAAAGAUAGAUACAUCUUAAGGCUUCGAGGAUAAUACAGGCCCAUGGGCCUCUUGUUUUGUUUGUUUAUUUUUUUCCCCCAUGUUUUUCUAUGCCAUAAGUGUAAAUCCUACAUUUUUGUGAUGUUACAGUUUUGCUGUAUCUUGAGAUGUACCGGUAUUCUAUUCACAAUAAAUUACAAAUUAUU
Messenger RNA from Pecten maximus, 5540 nucleotides. RefSeq names its product ubiquitin-conjugating enzyme E2-22 kDa-like. Gene Ontology annotation, biological process: protein polyubiquitination; proteasome-mediated ubiquitin-dependent protein catabolic process. The record is from RefSeq and is a predicted model, not a curated record. Gene Ontology annotation, molecular function: protein binding; ubiquitin conjugating enzyme activity. The transcript has 6 exons. Lineage: Eukaryota; Metazoa; Mollusca; Bivalvia; Pectinida; Pectinidae. Gene Ontology annotation, cellular component: nucleus. The coding region runs from base 94 to 693 and encodes 199 amino acids.